Molecule: messenger RNA, 1446 nt
Organism: Plasmopara halstedii
Lineage: Eukaryota; Oomycota; Peronosporomycetes; Peronosporales; Peronosporaceae
Product: dead-box atp-dependent rna helicase 39-like
Exons: 2
Coding region: 1-1446 (481 amino acids)
Molecular function (GO): RNA helicase activity; ATP binding; nucleic acid binding
Source: RefSeq, a predicted model, not a curated record
AUGUUCGCGGGGUCAUCUACGCUAUUCAGCUCGGCACCAUCACGUUUCUUAUCUAGAGCAAAAACCUUUCAAGAUAUUGGAGUGGAUGGACGUAUCGUAGCUGGUUUAAAGGAGAUGCAGAUUACGACACCUACUGCUAUCCAACAAAAAUGCAUACCAGCCAUCUUAGCGCGUCACGAUGUGCUUUGCACAGCUCAGACAGGUACUGGUAAGACGCUGUGCUACCUAAUUCCUGUGAUAGAGCAGCUUCUUCGUAACGAUGUGGCUAAGCAAAGAGAUAACAAGUCCAAAUUAUCGACUGAAAUUCUUUUGGGCCGUCCCAGUGCGCUUGUUUUGCUGCCCAGUCGGGAGUUGGCAUUGCAAGUGGCUUCUGUGGCUAAGAAGUUAUCACAUACAGCCAAAUUUGCAUCGUGCACUAUUACAAGCGGAGAACGCAAAAGCAUUCAACAGAAGAACGCAGCACGUCGACUCGAUGUAAUUAUUGGAACUCCUGGUCGUGUUGCUAAAUGCAUUAGUAAGAAAGACUUCUACGUCUCUCGUAUUGAUACUGUGGUAGUAGAUGAGGCGGAUACGCUCUUAGAUACUAAAAUGGGUUUUCGCAAAGAGCUAGAUGCGGUACUUGAACCGAUUCAGGCUAGUGCAGCCAGACGUAAUCAGCCAAUACAAAUAAUUUUGGCAGCAGCCACGAUUCGCUCGCCAGUCGAUCAAGUAGUAAAGAAGAAGUUUGGCAAAUUGCACAUCGUCAGCGACGAUCAGAUUCACAAGACGCCGGAUUCUGUUCGAGAAGAAUUUGUGCGGGUUAAUCCCGAGAAUAAACACUCGGCUUUGCGUGAAGCUUUGCAUUUGCACGGACGUCGCGCGACUAAAACGAUGAUUUUUUGUCGCAAUGCUGCAAGUGUGCGCUCCACAGAGCAUAUGCUGCGUGAACACGGUUUUCAAAACACGGUGUGUCUUCAUGGCGAUAUGCCGCCUACUCGUCGUCACGAAGCUAUCAGUGCGUUCACUGGAGUUCGUGAUGUCGAAAUUUUGGUAUGUACUGAUCUUGCAGCUCGUGGCUUGGAUAUAGUGUCGGUCAAGCACGUGAUAAUGUUUGACUUUCCAAAGUCUGCUGUUGACUACGUGCAUCGUGCUGGUCGGACGGGCCGAGCUGGUGAGUCAGGUCUUGUGACCAGUCUCGUUACUAAGCAUGAUCUUGCGCUUGCCAUGAGUAUUGAAAACUCUAAGCGAAGUAAUAGCACUAUCAAGGAGUUACGUAAAGAUUUUAUUACAAAUGAGUCAGCAAAGCCUCAGCAACAGACAGCGCCUUCACGUACUAAGCUCAAGAAGCUGAGCCGUGGCUUAUCGCAAAAACACGCAGACUUUGGUCGCGGUACUAAAAAGCUACAGAAACGAAAACUUAGAUUGAAUGACGGUGAUGCAUUGACUCUAUCGUGUAAGAUGUUCUAA